AUGUCUAACAUGCUAUCAGAACAAUUAAAAAAUCAAUACAAGAGUAAAUCAGUCUAUUGGAGAUAGGAAAAAGAAAAACUACUUCAAACUUUUCAACCAAGAUAAAAUAACUCAUAAUCAUAAUAAAGAUCAAGAACUAGUGAAAGAAAAAGUAUUAUAAAGAACUUAGUAGAUUCACUUUAUAAUUAAGGAACUCCUGAAAAAAACAAAUCAAUUUAUUAUCAUUUCUAAUCCUAAAUCACUUAAUAAAAAUAACAGUAAUAAUAUUAAAGUUCUGCCAAAAAAUAACAUACAGAAGAAUUGACUUUAUCUACUAUUAUCAAUAAAUAUUAAAAAUAAGUUGAAACAUGUAAUUAAAAAUAAAUAAUAUAUGAUCCAAUAGCAGAAUAGAUCAUAGAAUCAUUUUAAGAACUCAAAAAGAGAUCUGCAUAAAAAUAAGAAAUAUAAAAAUGUUAAUCAGAAUAGAAAAAUAUUGAGAAUAGCGCACACAAAUAAAAUAUAUUCAGUAGAAUUAAUUAAAUUAGAGAAUUUAUAGAUUAACAAUUAAAAACUAAUAUUGAUGAAUCUAAUAAUAAAGAUAUUAAAUAUGAAAGUUAGUAUUAAUCAGAUGUUGAUUAAAGUUCUGGUAAUUUGAGAAAUAAAUCAGUAGAAUUUAAAUAGUUUUUGGAUUAAAGAGUAAGUGUAGGAAGAGAUUCUACAAAUAAUAGAUUAAAUCACAGGAUUAAUAAACUUCGUACUAUACGUAGUUGUACAACAUUAGAUAUUGGAAUAUAAGUUUCAUUAUUAGAUGAAAAUACAAUACAAUUAAAUCCAUAAACACAAAAACAAUAACAAGAUAGUUAUCAAUAAUAUAAUGAUUAAAAUAAUUCUUAGAAUUAUUAAUAAAAAUAUUAAUAACAAAAAUCAGAUAGAAGUAACAAUUCAAGAAGAAACCAUUAAGAAUAAUAUGAAGUUUAAAAUACAUUAUAAUAAACAUCUCCUUAAUAAUCACAAAAUCCAUAUUAUUAAGUUGAAUAAUCACUAACUUCAGAAUAUUAAUUACCUUUAUAAUAAAUGUAAUAACAACAAUAUUAAAAUGAAGAUUCAUUAUAAUAAUCAAAAAACUCAGGAAGAAUGAGUAGAAGAAGUGAAUUUCUAUAAAAAGUAAGAUAUUCAACAAAUGCAAAUGAUGAGAAUAAGGAAAGAUUUUCUGUAAAUAUUGAAGAAAUCAAAAAAGAAAGAUUAUCAGAAAAUGAAAGAUUUUCAGUAACUUCAAAUGAAAUUAAUGGUAAAGAUGGAAUCUUGGUCAAUUUAGAUUUUAAUAAAGAAAGAUUUUCUGUUAGAUCAAAUGAAUAAUAUACUUAAAAUAAAGUUAGGAAUUCAAUAAAAUCAAAUUUUGAAGAAGAUUUUAAAGAUAAAUUAAUAUUGAAAUUGAAUAAACCUGAUAUAACACUUCCAAUUUAAUAUAAAUGUAUUACAAAUAAUAAAGAGAAUGUUGGAGAACCUUCGAUUUAGACAUCUAAAAUNAAUAAUAUUAAAGUUCUGCCAAAAAAUAACAUACAGAAGAAUUGACUUUAUCUACUAUUAUCAAUAAAUAUUAAAAAUAAGUUGAAACAUGUAAUUAAAAAUAAAUAAUAUAUGAUCCAAUAGCAGAAUAGAUCAUAGAAUCAUUUUAAGAACUCAAAAAGAGAUCUGCAUAAAAAUAAGAAAUAUAAAAAUGUUAAUCAGAAUAGAAAAAUAUUGAGAAUAGCGCACACAAAUAAAAUAUAUUCAGUAGAAUUAAUUAAAUUAGAGAAUUUAUAGAUUAACAAUUAAAAACUAAUAUUGAUGAAUCUAAUAAUAAAGAUAUUAAAUAUGAAAGUUAGUAUUAAUCAGAUGUUGAUUAAAGUUCUGGUAAUUUGAGAAAUAAAUCAGUAGAAUUUAAAUAGUUUUUGGAUUAAAGAGUAAGUGUAGGAAGAGAUUCUACAAAUAAUAGAUUAAAUCACAGGAUUAAUAAACUUCGUACUAUACGUAGUUGUACAACAUUAGAUAUUGGAAUAUAAGUUUCAUUAUUAGAUGAAAAUACAAUACAAUUAAAUCCAUAAACACAAAAACAAUAACAAGAUAGUUAUCAAUAAUAUAAUGAUUAAAAUAAUUCUUAGAAUUAUUAAUAAAAAUAUUAAUAACAAAAAUCAGAUAGAAGUAACAAUUCAAGAAGAAACCAUUAAGAAUAAUAUGAAGUUUAAAAUACAUUAUAAUAAACAUCUCCUUAAUAAUCACAAAAUCCAUAUUAUUAAGUUGAAUAAUCACUAACUUCAGAAUAUUAAUUACCUUUAUAAUAAAUGUAAUAACAACAAUAUUAAAAUGAAGAUUCAUUAUAAUAAUCAAAAAACUCAGGAAGAAUGAGUAGAAGAAGUGAAUUUCUAUAAAAAGUAAGAUAUUCAACAAAUGCAAAUGAUGAGAAUAAGGAAAGAUUUUCUGUAAAUAUUGAAGAAAUCAAAAAAGAAAGAUUAUCAGAAAAUGAAAGAUUUUCAGUAACUUCAAAUGAAAUUAAUGGUAAAGAUGGAAUCUUGGUCAAUUUAGAUUUUAAUAAAGAAAGAUUUUCUGUUAGAUCAAAUGAAUAAUAUACUUAAAAUAAAGUUAGGAAUUCAAUAAAAUCAAAUUUUGAAGAAGAUUUUAAAGAUAAAUUAAUAUUGAAAUUGAAUAAACCUGAUAUAACACUUCCAAUUUAAUAUAAAUGUAUUACAAAUAAUAAAGAGAAUGUUGGAGAACCUUCGAUUUAGACAUCUAAAAUAAAUAAAUAUGAAUAAGAUAAUAAAUUAGGGGAUAGGUUUGAAAGUAAAAUAAAUACUAUUGAAAUUCCAAAGAUUAUUUAAGCUUUAAAUUUUGAUAAUAUUGAAUUAAAUAAACCUUAUUCUGGAACUCAAAUUUCUGUAGAUAUAAAUAGAUUCUAAUUAGAAAUUUAAUAAAUUAUGGAAAAAUAGAAUGAAACUUAAGAUGUCUAGUUGAAAUAAAAUGAGAUGAUUAAUAUUUAAUAAGAUUUUGCUUUAACUAGUAAUAGAUCAUAAUUAUCUGUUCCUAUUACAGAACCAACUUAAAUUCAAUAAAAUAAUUAGAUUAAUACAAACUUUAUAAGAGUAGAAGAAGAGAUUGAAGCUGGGUAGCCAGAUAUUAGAAUAAUUGAAAAUGCAACAGGAAUUACAGAAUGUAAUCUAUAAUAUUCUGAAGAUACAGCAAAUUUAAGAAUUCCUACUUAAAUUAGUAAUAAUGAAGAAGCCAAAUUUAAACCAGAUUCUUAUGUAACAUGUGAAAUUUAAUUCUAAUAAAUUAAAUAGGAUUAUCAAUAAUUAAAUUAAUUAUAAUCAACCUAAUCAAAUUAGAUGAAUUAAUCAUCUUUUGAAUAAUGGUUAUCAUAAACUGAUUAAAAUAAACGAAUAUUUAAUUUUAAUUGUUAAUCAUAAUAUUUUUAAAAAGAGAAAUGUGAUCAUAGUACAUAAAUUAAUAAAAGUGAAUCAGAUUCAGAUGAAGAAAUUCAGUUUAUUAAAAAAAAAUAAUAAAAAUGUCAAUUUAAUUAAGGAGUAACAUUAUUAGUUAGAAAAAUUACUUCAAUUUUAAAAAUUAGACAGAUUAAAUCAUUUUAUGAAAUUAAAGAGUAUACUCUACAUUAAUAAUAAUAAUAAUAAUAAUAACAAUAAUAAUAGUUACAAUAAUACAAAUCCUCUUUACAUACUUAUCAAUCUCCAAUAGAAUCAUAAUAUUCAUCUUAGUUUUAUUCAUAAUAAUAAUCAUAAACAUCUCUUCCCAUGCCUUCAUCAUAAACUUAAUAAUCUUAAAUUGAUUUCGUUCCUUAAGCUACCAAAGAAUAGGCUGCUUAAGAAAAAAUAUCAAAUCUCUUAAAAACGAUAAUUGAAGAAACAGGAUCAGAUACAUUAAGAAUGUUGAAGAAUAAAUCAAAUUUAUCACCAGUUGCUAAGACUUCAGAAAAAAAAAGAUUAAAUAGCAGAAACAAUUCUAAAUUAAGGAUUUCCAAAAAAUGUUCAACUGCUUCAAUAUUAACAUCAAUAUAAUCUCCAGUUUAAGAAAUUAAUGAUAGAAUUAAAGUUAAUUUUAUAUAAGAGAUGGGAUUAGAAUCACCAACUUAGAAACAUACUGAACAUGCAGAAUUACAUGAUUGCAGUAAAUAUUGAUGAUUUUAUUUUAGGUCCAAUUGCUGAGCCUAUGGAAUUUUAAGAUGUAUCUGUUUUAAUAAAAUAAAGGAGAGAGAUGAAAUAAAUUGCUGACUCAAAUAAUGGGAGCAACAUAAUAAAUAAUAGUUAUAAUGAUUAAAGACAUUGUUAAAUUUUGUCUCAUCAUAUUGCAAUACAAAAAGCAAAGAUUGCAAAAAAAUUUCAGUAAAUUCAUUAUAAAACAGCUGGACAACAGUAAUUUAGAAAAGAAAAUUAUUAAAUUUGA
Molecule: messenger RNA, 4410 nt
Organism: Paramecium primaurelia
Lineage: Eukaryota; Ciliophora; Oligohymenophorea; Peniculida; Parameciidae
Source: the annotation of a GenBank genome assembly